This is a messenger RNA of Stylophora pistillata, 2811 nucleotides long. Its product is annotated as calpain-5. The record is from RefSeq and is a predicted model, not a curated record. Gene Ontology annotation, molecular function: calcium-dependent cysteine-type endopeptidase activity. Gene Ontology annotation, cellular component: cytoplasm. Gene Ontology annotation, biological process: proteolysis. Lineage: Eukaryota; Metazoa; Cnidaria; Anthozoa; Scleractinia; Pocilloporidae.
AAUAAAAUCAAAAUUUUGACGCGAUCAAAGCUUUUAUGAAUCCAGUUGAGCGUGAAAUCGUUUACUUUUGAGUUAUGGUAAAGCUGCACUAUUUCAAGAACCAGCGUUACAGCAAACUCAAGUCACAAUGCGAAAAGGAAGAGCGUCUGUUCGAAGAUCCUGAAUUUCCAGCGAACGAUAAUUCGAUCUUUUUCAGCCGUGCACCGCCAGAACAAAUCGAUUGGCGACGACCUAAGGACAUUUGCGAGCCAGACCCUCCAAGCCUGUUUGUUGACGGAUCAAGCAGACAUGACAUCACUCAAGGAAAACUUGGAAACUGUUGGUUUGUGGCAUCAUGUUCAACUCUGGCCCUGGAGCCUUCACUCUUGGAGAAGGUCAUUCCUGACGUGGAGAACCAAGAGUGGGAUGUAAAAGACGUUGGCAAGUACCAGGGUAUCUUCAGGUUCCGGUUUUGGCGGCAGGGUGAGUGGACUGAAGUGGUGAUCGAUGAUCUUCUUCCUACAAUUAAUGGUCAGUUGGUCUUCAUCCACUCCUCGGUGAAGAAUGAGUUCUGGGGAGCGUUACUUGAAAAGUCUUACGCCAAAUUGAAUGGAAGUUACGAGGCUCUGGAGGCAGGCAAUAUCGCUGACGCUCUGGUUGAUUUCACAGGGGGGGUGUGCGAGUCAGUUAACCUUAAGGAUGCAAAUUACAAUGACGAUGAAGAAAGAAGACUAGAAUUUUUCAAAAGCAUGCAAAAGGCCAUGGAUAACAAGUCUCUUGUUGGUGCUUCAAUCUCGGCUAAAAACAAUGAAGAAAUGGAAAAACGCACAGAAACUGGCUUGGUAAUGGGACACGCAUACGGUGUUACUGCAAUAAAGAAGAUCACUACGGGCGACGGCUUAUUCAACCUGUUUAAUCGAGAACAUCUGUACCUGCUCCGACUAAGAAAUCCUUGGGGACAAAAAGAAUGGAAUGGCGCGUGGAGUGAUGGUUCAGAAGAGUGGAACAAGCUUGAAGCAGAAGUAAGGAGAAAGCUCGGAAUUGACUUCGAAGAUGAUGGCGAGUUCUGGAUGUCGUUUGAAGAUUUCUGCCGUUACUUCUCCAAGGCCACCAUGUGUCAUUUGAUGAAUACAUCAAUUUUCUCUUUAUCCAAGCGAUGGCACAUUUUUAAACACAAAAACGAAUGGAAGCCUGGUUCAUCUGCAGGAGGAUGCGUUACUAACCAGGACACAUUUUUCAAGAAUCCACAGUACGCUUUCAGUGUAAAAGAUGAUGACGCUGGAGAGGUAAUGAUAGCACUGAUGCAGGAAGAUACAAGGAUUGACAGAGAUGAAGGCGGAAAGAAUCUUAGCAUUGGAUAUUACAUUAUGAAGGUGGAAGAGAAUCGCGGCUAUCGUUUACAUGUGAUGAUGGAGAAAGCUGGUGACUCCAUAUUUAUAAAUAUGCGGGAGGUAGUGAACAGGUUUCAGCUGAAGACAGGAAGAUAUGUCGUUAUACCAUCAACCUACGAUCCACAUGUGGCUGGGAAUUUUAUGUUGAGAAUCUUCACCGAGAAAUCGUCUAAUGCAAGAGCACUAUUAAAGGACCACCCAAAGGGAAGCAGCAUCUGCUGCUGUAUCCCACGAUGUCGCACCCCUGUGUGCAUCCUGUCUGUUUUUGUGAAGUCAGCGGUUGAUCUCCAGAAGAGAACUUUGUUAAGUGUUGACCCUUACGCUUUGAUUAAGUGCGAGGGGAAGACUGUCCGAAUUCCUACCGUCAAUGACACACGUAACCCGGAAUGGAAUGCAGCUGGUGCUUUGUUUUAUGUCAGGAGACCCAAGAAAACGCACUUGGUGGUACAGAUUUGGGACAGCAAUAUGUUUUGUGACUCCUUCCUGGGUCAAGCAAAAAUGAGGAUCGAUAUUAAUAACAGAACAGUGGUGCUGUCUCAUCAACUGAUGGGUAGAGGGCGGAAACAUGCCGAAAAGAUGCCUGGUGCUGUCACACUGGAAAUUGCUUGUUAUCACGAUCUAACGGCUGUUUGAUUUCAGUGCGCUUUUGGUAAAAAAUGGCCAUGGAAAAUAUGGCCAGUUUGGCAUUCCUUGUAAUUAACAGUACAGAGAAAAUCGUCAAACUGAAAAGUAAAGAAAGAGAUCCACUUCUGGGGAAACAAGAUUCUUGCAAUAGUAACAGUUAACAGACUGAUUCACAACCAGAAUUAAAGAAAGUCAUGGAGGCCCGAUCAUACAAUGGUAUUCGUUCUCAGCUAAGGCUCAACGUGUUAAGCUUGCAAACUCAACCGAAUGUGCACAUUACAAGCUUUCAUUGCAGUUUACUUCCUAUCAUUACCUCCCAUCAGAGGCCUGUAUCUCAAUUGUCUUAGCAGUAGCUGAUAUUAUUGACUCCUUGUGCUAUAGAAUACGAUUAUACAGCCUUCGUACUUUACACGUACUCGAAUGCUAGUGUGUAACUUUGGAUAAGUACGCCCGGUAAGGUUGGAUUCGCGCUAAAAUGGGAUUAAGUUACAUUUCGUACAGGUAUUACGGUCUUUUGAAAAUGGUUCACUGAUCUUUUCCUCGUUAUGUGUUUGAAACUUAAUCUUCAGUUUAACUUUGUCUUUGUCAGAAUCCUUUUGAUAAUGAUUAUAGAAAAAUCAAAAUGUGCCACUCUACUUGCAGAAAACUAGUCGAAAAACUAGGAAAAUAGCCGCAUUACUAAGGAAAACAAACAUUUAUUAACGAAAAUAAAUGCAGUAUUACAAAAAGUAUUUAACCACAAUAUUAGAAUGAUUAAUUCAAAUGAAUAAAAACCUUAAGUGGGUAUUUUAUAACAAUAAAAGCUCAAUCCAGCGUU